AAUCUUUUCAUUUUCAACUAAGCUAAAUCAUCGCUUUUUCGAAUUCUAUUGUCUCAACAAAAUUAGAAAAACAGAAAAUCGUAAAAAUGGGUGAAGUUGUUGGAUGCCACAACGUUGACCAAUGGAAGCAGCAGCUUGAGACUAACAAAAGUCCUGACAAAUUGAUUGUCAUUGAUUUCACUGCUUCAUGGUGCCCACCGUGCCGAUUCAUUGCACCAAUUCUGGCUGAGUAUGCCAAGAAAUUCCCACAUGUGGUAUUCCUCAAAGUUGAUGUUGAUGAGUUGAAGAGUGCUGCUGAGCAGUUUGAAGUCGAAGCAAUGCCGACCUUUAUUUUCCUUAAGGACGGAAAUGUAGUUGACAAGGUUGUGGGUGCUGACAAAGAUUCCCUCCUUGCCAAAAUAGAGAAGCAUGCAGUUCCUUCGACUGUUUCCGGAUCAGCAUCAACCUAAUGAAGUUAACCGCGAGCUUAUUGCUCUAUCGUGUUAAACUUAUGUCUAAGUACUGUUAAUGUAUUACCAUAUCAUGGGUUAUGAAUACUUGUAUGAUUCAGUUGUGGUUUGUGGUUGUUACAAAUGACAGAAUAGCGAAUAAUGUACUGUACCUUGUGGAAUUACUUGUGUUCUCAUGGGUACGCUUAUUGCUUACCUAAGAGUAGAUUCGUUGUUUCUUAUAAUUAUUAUUGCUUUCUUUGCGUGGAA
Messenger RNA from Chenopodium quinoa (quinoa), 698 nucleotides. Its product is annotated as thioredoxin H-type 1-like. The record is from RefSeq and is a predicted model, not a curated record. Bases 87 to 449 code for a protein of 120 amino acids. The transcript has 3 exons. Lineage: Eukaryota; Viridiplantae; Streptophyta; Magnoliopsida; Caryophyllales; Amaranthaceae.